This is a messenger RNA of Pocillopora damicornis (cauliflower coral), 4924 nucleotides long. RefSeq names its product pregnancy zone protein. Gene Ontology annotation, molecular function: endopeptidase inhibitor activity. Gene Ontology annotation, cellular component: extracellular region. Lineage: Eukaryota; Metazoa; Cnidaria; Anthozoa; Scleractinia; Pocilloporidae. The record is from RefSeq and is a predicted model, not a curated record.
GGAAGCCGUGGGUGCGAAAGUUCUUAAUUUCAAAUUUGCGCAACCGUUUAAGCCUCCCCCAAUUUAUAAGAAACAACUUCUCUGGGUCACUCACACGUAAAGAUAUCGUUGCUCCUUAGACGCGAGCAAGAUAAAGAUGAAGGCAACAGUUGUGUUGGUCUUUGCUGCAGUUUUAGCUCAGUCCGGGAGUCUUGUUGAGAGUGGCUACCUUAUAACAUGCCCAAGACUUUUCCGUGCUGGCAGCACCCAAGAAUUAUCUGUCAGUCUCAUUGAUGUCAAUGAAACAUGGUUCAUCCGUGCUUCACUGACCUACAGGUCAGGACCUGGUGAAGAAAUAGCUAGUGAUGGAGCACAGUUCACUAGUGACUCAGAAGGAACCCUUAAACUCAAUAUACCACGAAAUUUGAGAACCAACAAGAGGGACAGCAUUCGAGCAAAGCUGAAUGUCUUUGGAGGACCAGUUCAUGGAGGGCUCGUUAUUCAGAAGAGUGAAAUAAUAACCAUUAAAAUUCCAAAGAUUUCUGUCUUCAUUCAAACAGACAAGCCAAUCUACAAACCAGGCCAGACAGUGAACAUGCGUAUUGUUGGUGUGGAUGAAAACCUCAAGCCCUUAACAGGACAGGUCAAGAGAGUUUCCAUUACUAGUCCUGGUAAAGUACGUACAAUGCAAUGGGACAAUGUGGAUUUCAUUGGUGGAAUUGUUAGUUUAAAGUUUCCUUUAUCAAGCCAGCCUCUUCUGGGCGACUGGAAGAUUGAAGCAGAAGUUAAGGGUGAAAAAGGAAAACUUGUCUUUUCAGUGGAUAAGUAUGUGCUGCCAAAGUUUGAAGUGACCAUUAAGCCUCCAUCAUUUGUAGCAGUGAAAAGCAAAGAUAUUAAAGCCACGGUUUGUGCUCAAUACACCUAUGGAAAGCCAGUGAAAGGAACUGUUUCAGUGCUCUUUCAAAUGAAAUUGCCUGACUGGUACUGGAGAAGGAAGUAUUUGGAAACACAAAUAACAACAGAAAAAGAGAUUGACGGUUGCACGGAUGUGACUAUCAAGACAGAGGAUGUGUUGAACAAAUUUAAGCAGUACAACAGUUACUAUUGCCAUGGUUGUGAACAUUCAAAGAUUGCCAUCAAUGCCACUGUAAAGGAAACAGCAACAGGAAUCUCUCAAAAUGCUACGGGAACAGAAAGUCAGAUCGUCAGAGGAACAGCAAAACUGAAGUUUCUUCCAAGUACACCAAAAGAAUUUAAGCCAGGCAUGGCUUAUAGUGGGCAGGUAAAAGCCACCAAGCCUGAUGGAAGUCCAAUGAAAGGGGCACAAAUUAAGAUUGUUAUACGUGGAAGAGGGCGGAGAUUGCUUGAUAAAUAUUUCAUUGUACCAGAAAGUGGACUUGUUGAGUUUUCGAUUAAUGGUUCAAAAAUUCCCUCAAAUGCCAAAUCUCUUAACCUUCAGGCCAAGCACCAGCAGCAGACAUUAGCAUAUUAUAACGCUAAGCGUUGGUAUUCCCCAAGUAACAGCUACAUAUCAAUGAAAAGAGUUCCAUCUCCACUGAAGGUUGGAUCAACUGCAAAAGUUAAGUUUGACUUCACCACCAUAGCUGAUGCAAAGAACGUUACUUUCUAUUACCAAAUAUUCAGCCGUGGAGUUCUCGUAGCUCAAGGAAGGAAUCUCCAUGAAAUGAAGAAUUAUAAAGGGAAAGGGAUGUUUACCACCAGUGGGUUUGUUCAGUUUGCUGUUACUCAGAGGAUGGUACCGUCAUCCCGUCUGUUACUGUUCUAUGUGCGCGAUGACUUGGAAACUGUUGCAGAUAAUUUGCAGAUUGAUGUGGAAGACAAAUUGGAAAAUGAGGUAAAGAUUCGUUUUAGUGAUAGCAUCAGAAAACCAGGGGAAGCUACCAGUUUGAUCAUAACAGCUGAGCCGGGAUCUCAAGUAGCUGUGACCGCUGUCGACAAAAGUGUUCAUCUCUUGAAAGGAGGAAAUGAGCUCUCUCAGGAUGAUGCAAUCCAAGUACUCAGUUCUCAGGAUGUUGGGCCCUCUGGAGGUAGUGAUCAUUCUGGUUGCUAUAAUCCAUAUUGGUGGGGAGGCCCAUGGCAGCGACGCAGACGAUCAUUUUUCCCUGGAUACUCAAAAGAUUUGGAUGCUUCAAGUGCUUUUGAGAAUAGUGGAAUCUUAUACUUCUCUGAUCUGACAAUUAAAACUGCCAAAUGCGAGACGCCUUUUCGUCCGCCUUAUUUCUUUGUUGACCACCCUACGUUCAGGAAUGGCCCUCCUCAAGAGAGAGCUGAGUUGUCACCCAUGUUGUUGUCACCUAUUGCUGCCACUGACACUCCCAUACUGAAGAAAGGAAAACAAAAAAAAACAAAGUCCGUCAAAGUCCGUAAAGAAUUUCCAGAGACUUGGCUCUGGACUGAGGAACUUAUCAACCCUGAUACUGGAAAGAAAGUUAUCAUGGCCAAGGUACCUGACACAAUCACUACCUGGGUAGCAAGUGCUUUCGCUAUGUCUGAUUCAGCUGGACUUGGUAUUUCACAGCCCACCUCGCUCAAGGUUUUCCAGCCUUUCUUUGUUUCCAUAACCCUGCCUUACUCUGUUAUCCGUGGCGAGGAAGUGUUCAUUAUAGCAACAGUCUUCAACUAUGAGAGCAAGUGUCUUACGAUUCGCCUGACUCUCGAAGAGUCUCUUUACUACAGGAUAGUGUCCAAUAAGUCUCGCUCUGUCUGUGUAUGCAGCAAUGAAGCCAUCUCUGUUCGCUUCAACAUAGUUCCAAAGAAAUUGGGUGAAAUCCCUCUGACUGUUGUGGCUAAAGAUAUCAAUUCAUCAAUGUGUGAUGAAGGAGUAGAACAGUUUGCUCUUGGUGUCACUGAUGCUGUCACAAGGAAAUUACUUGUUGAGCCUGAAGGAAUCCGACAGGAGUACACGUACAACAGCUUUGUAUGCCUCAAAGUCAAUGAUUCACAGUUUAACGAUUCCAUGGAAAUCUCUCUGCCCAAGAAUUAUGUUCCAGGUUCUGUUUAUGCAGUUGUGUCAACAGUUGGUGAUCUUAUGGGACCAACCUUGAAUGUAGCAGGCCUGUUGAGGCUUCCUUAUGGAUGUGGUGAACAAAACAUGGUUAACUUUGCUCCUAGCAUUUACAUCAUGCAAUACCUGGCAGCUGUCGGGCAGAUGACAACCUCUGUAGAAAACAAAGCCAAGAACAUCAUGACAACAGGUUACCAGAGGGAGUUGACCUAUAAACGAACUGAUGGAUCCUACAGCGCUUUUGGAAACCGAGAUAGUGAAGGCAACAUGUGGUUAACAGCGUUUGUACUGCGCUCCUUUGCCCAGGCACAAAAGUUUAUCUUUGUCGAUUCAGAGGAGCUUAAACAGACCGCGAACUGGAUAACCAGCAAGCAACUUGCAAAUGGAUGUUUCCCCAAGUAUGGGAGACUCUUUAACAAGCACCUUAAGGGAGGUGUAUCAACAGAAGCUACUCUCACCGCAUUUGUGACAGUUUCUCUCAUGGAAUCUGGGAUAUCACCUCAGGACGUUGUCAUUCAAAAGGCGCUGAAUUGUUUAAGAGGUUUCAUUUCAAACGUGACUGAUUCGUACAGCUUGGCUUUGUUCAGUUACACCUUCAACUUGGCGAAGGAUAAUUAUGGUGCUGAUUUAUUUGGAGCACUGCGAAGCAAAGCCAUCGUAGAAGAUGGAAUGACUCACUGGGAAAAGGAGAAGUUGAAGAAAACCCCUCCUACAGACGAUUUUUGGUGGAGUCCGUAUUACCGUGCUCCUGCUGCGGACAUCGAGAUGACCGCAUAUGCCCUGAUGACUUACAUCCUUCGAGCUGAAGAUGACUUAUCUCUAAUUGGCGACGCCAUGUCGAUUGUUAGAUGGCUCUCUAAACAAAGGAAUGCUCUGGGAGGAUUUUCAUCCACACAGGAUACAUGUGUAGCCCUACAAGCCCUUAGCGAGUAUGCAAGGGAGACGUUUACAAACUCCUCAGACCUCACUGUUCAGUUUGGAGGAGAGAACGAGCAGUUUAGCCACACAUUCCGCAUCACAGACAACAACAGGCUGGUGACACAAAAGGCUGCGGUUCCAUCAAGUAUUCUGCCCCUGAAGAGCAUGCUCGUGAAGGCUGACGGACAGGGCUGUGCUUUAAUGCAGGCGGACGUGUCGUACAACAUCCCAGAUGUGAAGGAGAAACCAGCAUUUGAUCUUAAAGUCACCUUGUUACCAUCGGAUGAUAUAUUCGCUCCACUGUCAACAGAAACCGGUGAUCCUCUGUGUUUGCCUUUGGAUUUUUCGAUCAGUGCCAAGUGGUUGAGAGAAGAUACAUCCAACAUGGCGGUCAUUGAUGUCAAACUAGUAUCCGGUUAUCAGGUUGAUGAAGAAAGCUUAGACAGACUCACGAACCAACCCAAGCUUGGCCUGAAGCGAUACGAGAUGGAAGGUCAACACGUGAUCAUGUACUUUGACGAGAUUGACAAAGUUAAUUUCUCGUUCAAAAUCUUCCAAUCGUCUGUGGUGAAGAAUACCAAACCAGCUUCCGUCACAGUGUAUGACUACUACGAGACCGAUCUUUCCGCUACAGUGAUGUAUAAGAUCACAAAGGACAUGUGUGGGUUGAAUCCUGUCGAACAACCUUGAACUCAAAUGAUGUGGACUUGAAGUGCUUGUAGACCGGUUGUGGACUUAUUAAGAUUUAUUUGACGAUGAUUUGUACUAGAAGUAUUCUCCUAUUCACGUUAACAAAUUAUUCUUAAAAAAGGUAACCAGAAAUCGGUAUAACUUUAACCAAAUUAUACCGAUUACUUAAAUCAGAGAUUAUAUUUUAUCAUCUACAAUGUUAAAGUUUUCCUCAAAGAAUCACAAGUUUUUUUAAUGAUUUGAUAGAAAAACAUGAGCGUCAAAAAAAGUGUAUUUGGUGAAGCUGAAUAAAACUUUUGGCCUUGGUUUGCA